AUGAGCGACACAUCAACCACCACCAAGAGUUCAUCCCAAACGUUCCCGCUCGCUCAUCCGCCACCGAAGUCCUCGCAAUGUCUACGUCUCACCCCUCGUCUCCUCCUCCAAAUUCAACAGUUCACUUCCCCGGCACGCGUCAUCCCCGUUCUGGAAAUCUAUCAGCCCUCUCGACUCAGUAAAUCCGUUCCUAACGGUCUUCCCAAGCUGCACGCACAUGAUAUGUAUCUCGUGCAGAGCGAGCCAUAUUCGCAUCUUCCGUCUUCUACCGCCGCAUCAUCAGCAGUAUCUUCAGGGCAUGAUUUCCUAGGGGCUAUCUAUACUACUCCGAAACGUGGAUCUCCAAAUGUAUACCUCGUCUGUGGGAAUAUGCAAUGGAUCGCGCAAACUACGUCCCGAGGAUAUAGAUUUCAACUCAAGCACUCACCAUCUUCUUCUUCGUUUUUAUCAAAUAACUCCAACUCCACCUACACAUCCACAAACAACAACCUAAAUGAAGACGUGCCCCCUCCCCUCGAACUAACUUGGGACCGACGCCCACGAUCCCACUCCUCGGAAGACGGAACCGACAAUACCGACAGCAGAAGUAGUACCAGUAGCAGUGGCAGAUUCGUCCUCUGCAUGACUGAUCCAGACCACCCCGGCCCGCGACGACCGUGGCUAGCCAUGUUGACGAAAAAAGGGUUCGUGGUGGGUGGGUGGGAUCGGGCGCAGAGAGUCCGCUUGGCGGAGCUGCUGUCCGGUGAUGAUCAUGCAGUGUGUACUUGUUUCUUGGCGUUAGGGGUAUAUGUUGCUGCGGUGGAGGGGUGGCUAACAUAG
Aspergillus tanneri is the source of this 819-nucleotide messenger RNA. RefSeq lists its product as uncharacterized. The transcript is spliced from 2 exons. Lineage: Eukaryota; Fungi; Ascomycota; Eurotiomycetes; Eurotiales; Aspergillaceae. The record is from RefSeq and is a predicted model, not a curated record. Bases 1 to 819 code for a protein of 272 amino acids.